CCGCAGUUGGUGUUAUGGCGUAACGUGUGCGCGCACGUAUAGGUACAGACCACAGGGCAUUUCGUGAAGGAGCAGCAAGAAGCGGAGCGAGAGAGAGAGAGAGAGUCGCGUUGGCUAUUGCGAAGCCAAGCGCAUUCACUCGCCCUGCACUCUGCAGCGUGUCUCGGCCAGACCCGGCCCACUCCAUCAGUCGCGAGAUUCGAAACAGCCGAACCGGCGCACCUUACGUUUACUUCCAUAGCACUUCUUUUGACCGCUCGAGAGACUCCUUCGCUGAAAUGGAUGAACCUGAUAUUCCAAUGUUGGAUGUGGGUGACUUUGAGGUUUUGGAUGAGUGUGCUGGAGAAGAUGAUAAUGAAGAGGACUGUGAUGUACAGAGUUUUUGUGGUACUUACGUCGAGGAGGAAGACGAGGAGGAGGAUUAUGAGCACGAAAAUCCCAAGCGUAGAGCUAGCCAAAUGAAUGACUCUCAUGUAGACGACAAUAGCGGAGAUAAUACAGAUAAUAUUCUGGAUGUCUCCAUAGAUGUAGCUGAAAAUGAAUUUUUAGAGAACGUUGCCAAAGACUUCUCUGAAAACAUUGAGGAUGUCGUUGAAGAGCAGACUCCAAAGUCGAGAUACAAUCUUAGAAGAGGUGAACCAACUGUUCAAAUAAAGAAGCUACCAGAAAAAAAGGUCACCGAUAGUAAAUCCGAAGCACCAACCCCUAAGAAAAAGCCAGGACCCAAGUCCAAGACCAUGAACGUUCAGUCUACCCCAGCCAAGAAACCCAUACAAAAGAUCAGCUUUACCAAUGACAAUGAAAAGAAAGGAGAAAAAAAGACAGCUCAACUAACAGAAAAUAAAAAAGAAGCUGACAAAAAUGAGAGUGAAAUUCCAAAGGCAGCCAAUGCAACACCCCAAAAACCUAAGGAGAAGAGUCAACAAAACUUACAAAGAAAGACACCUGCAUUCUUAAAAAAGGAUUUGACAGAUGAAGAGAUAAUGAUUCAUUUUGAUGAGAUUGAAAAUACAGUUCUAACCUCUGACAGUUUUGUCAUCGAACAUGAAAUUGACCAAUCAAUGCAAGAAGCUGAUAAUAACAAAAGUGAAAAUAACGAAGAUAAAAAAGAUGAUGAAAAACAAAACGAAGACAAAAAAGAUGAAGAUAAAAAGGAUGAAAAUAAAGAGGAAGAGGAAAAUUGGGACGAAACAUGCGACAAAAACAUAAAGAAUAAACCAGAAAUAAAAAUUGAGGAGAAAGAAUUCAAAGAAAGCGAAAUGUGGUACAAGGAAAAAAUAAAAGCGAAAGAAAAUUCUGUAGAAGAACGAUUCACAAAGUUAGCCAAAAUUAUACAAUAUUCAUAUCCAUUGUAUAAAAAGUGGUUAGAUCGAAACGAAUCACUGUUUGGAACAGCAAUUUGUAAAGUUGAAUCUUCUAGACAUAUUCCAUUAGAUCAGUUACAUCCAAAUCGUUGGAAAUUCAUAUGCAACAAAAAGAAUAUUCAACAAACUUCGAAGGAUGAGGAAACGCAAGCUGACAAUACAUCUGAUAACAAGAAUGCCCAGUCGAGCUGGCAAAUGAUUCCUGGUGUUGCCGAUGCUAAUAUGGAUAACACCGAAGAAUAUCCACCUUUCGUAAUGCGCGUUGUAAAGGUAUUUGAAGAAUUUCUAAAAUCUCUAGAAGAAUCAACUUGUGCUGAAACUGAAGAUAUCAAGAAUGAACAAAAAGAAACUCACAAUGAAGACAACAAAACUGCCUCUGAAGACAAAGAAGAAACCACUGAUAAGCCUGAAGCUGAUAAAAAAAGUGCGGAAGAAAACAAUAAAUCAUUUAUUGAAAACUUGAAUGGUUUGACGGUUUUACUGAGAUGUAAUCGUAAAGAAGAAUUAAUGAUGCACAUAACUGGAAAAAAUAUUAGUGCUGAAUUAAUGGACAAAUUCAAAGAUCUUUUUGAAAAUGGAGCUGGAAAAGACUGCAACGUCAAAUCUCUAUAUUGCAAGACGAUCAUCAAAGACAACGAUGGUGUUAGAACAAAUAAUACCUUUUUAUUUGGAUCGGAAACUCUCGAUGAUUCUAUCGGGAAUGUAAAAAUACAAUUAGCUCCAAAAGCUAAUGUAUGGGCAAACUUAGCAGGUGUUGAAGUUUUAGCUGAUGUUGUUACUAGUUAUUUAGUUCCUACACAAAAAACAACUGUAAUAGAAAUAGGAUGCGGUACAGGUCUCAUUAGUUUAUUAAUAGCUUCUAAAUGCCAAAAAGUCAUAGGUGUAGAUGUACAAAAGGAAAUUGCAGAAGCUGAAAUUUUAAGUGAAUUGAAUGAAAUAAAAAAUGCUACAUUUUUAACUGGCAAACCUAAAUUAGUAAUGAGCCAAAUUGACAAGAGUAUUGCUACUUCUAAGGCAGUAGCUGUCAUUAAUACAAAUAAUGCGUUUGGCAGAUCUAUUGAAGUAAUAUCUUCAUUGAGACAAAUGAGUACACUGGGUCGAAUAGUUAUCAUAACUACUUUGACAAAACAGGCAAUAAGAUCAAUUUUGGAAUUAACACAACCAGCUGAUGAAAUUUACGGGAAUCCAUUCAUUCCAAUUAAAGCUUGUAUCGUAGAUACAACUCCAAAGAGUUUUGGUUUCGAAAUAGUCAUGUCUAUGGAACGCAGAACUAUGCGAAAUCUUUUGAAAGUCUCACCUGUUGAAGGUGCCAAUACUGCACCUGUUGGACUAAUUAGCAAGUCAAAACAAGCUGCUGGCUUUAAAUACAAUAGCGCUGGAAACAUAACAUUACCGCCUCACAAAAAAGGCUUGCCUUCUAAGUUUGUAAAAAGUGCUUUGGGUAAACCUGGUAGCUAUGUUCCAGGAAAGAAAUUCUUCCUAAAUCCAAAUUAUAACCCCGUAAAUAAAUUUCAAGGCAAAAGACCUUACCCUGGAAGUGAUGGUGCAACUUUCCAUCCUGGAGCAAAAAAAUUCAAACAGUUCGAUAAGCCUUAUCCAGGACCUAACAUUCGCCUUAAUCCAAUGCAUGACAAAAAGAUACGCGAUGAUGGUGACCUACGUGAAAAACUGUCUAGUGGUCGAGUUGAGUCCACCGCAAUGGCUCAGGAAAUGCAGGAACAAAAGAAAAUUCUUGAUGCUGCUAAAGAAAAGCUCACUGGCGCUGGUUCUUCUGUUGACGUUGAGACUGUCAAAAAGUUACAAGAGAUGCUAAACCUCGCCAUAGAAAAAACAAACAAAUUACAAAGUCAACUACCGCCUAGAUCCGUAUGGGAUCGCAUUGCACCACCUGAUAGUGGAUUAGAUGAAGAUCAAAUGAAAUCCAACCCCCCCAUGAGAGGACGUUUAGUUAAAGAGACAGGACCCAAAAAAAUUAUAAUUACUACUUCUAAUGAUAGAGAUGGUCCGAUGCCUCCCCCUGGCAAAAGCAAAAAAUAUGAUAAUUUGCCACCAUUAGAACCUAAUUUGAUAAUGCCAGUUAAUAAUAAACCUGAUCGUCUAAAAAUGUCCCAGUCAAUUUCACAAAAGCCAAGUACGGCACCUUAUCAAAAGCCUGGUCCUAACCGAUUCAAGGGAGGAAAUUAUCGUAAGCAAGAUAAUCAAAGUCAAGCUCCAUGGAACCGCCACAAGGCAGGACCAGGUCCAAUAGAAAGUCAAGAAAGAUGGAGUCGGGCCAGUCCACCGCGAAGAUCUCCUCCACGACAAAUUCCACCUCCUCGACAGGCAGUUAGGUCACCGCCGCGUCAAUCUAUGAGAUCACCACCGCGACAAUUAUUAAGGUCUCCACCUCGUCAGGCUUCGCCGGCGCGUCGCCCUGUCUCACCAGUUAGACGGCCAGUCUCUCCACCAAGGCGUCCAAUAUCACCUCCGCGAAGACCCGUAUCACCUGUUUUCCGCCAGCAUGCAUCUUCCUCGAGAGGUGUACCAAGCGGUGGACGAUCAGGUUCGCCCUCUCGUAGACACAAUUCUCCACCGAGGAGGCCAGUAUCUCCCCACAACUACAGAGGUUCACCGCCACGACCGAGCGUGUCUUCGAGCAGGCAGAAGUCACCACCAGCUAGGCGUUACGCUGAUGAGUGGGAUAUACCAAGUAGAAGUACCGCAGAGAGUGGAUGGCCGAGGGCUGAGAAAGAGAAGACAGGAUGGCAAGCACCAGCUAGCUCAUCAAGCACCAAUUGGAAUCAAAGCAGCAGCAAUAGUGGUAAAUAUCGUUCAGAAAAUGAUAAGUGGGACAAUCGGAGUGGUCCAGGUACUUGGAAUAAUAAAAAUGCACCACCAUCAUCACAAAAUAAUUCUGGUGGCCGCUGGAAAGAUUCUUCAGGUAACACAUUAAGUGGCACCAACUGGGAUGUAAAGAAAGACAGCGGCAUGCGAGAUAUGGGUAGACAUGAACCCAGACUUGAGCCUCGGCAAGAACCUAGAAUGGAGCCCAGGCAUGAACCUCGAAUGGAACCAAGACAUGAACUCCGAAUGGAAUCUAGACCGGAACCUCGCAUAGAACCCAGACACGAGCCUAGGAUGGAGCCUAGAAUAGAAAGCAGACAUGAACCAAGACACGAAUCUAGAAUAGAAAUGAGACACGAGCCUAGAAUGGAAUCGCGUCACGAGCCAAGACAUGAGUUAAGACAUGAGCCAAGGUGGGAGCCUCCAGAAAAACCAUUCAGAAACGAGAAAGACGAUUGGGGUGACUUACCAGAAGAUGCUAGGGAUCCAUGGGGCGAUAAUGAUCCUCCUCCUCCAUCAAAUGAAACACGUUGGGGACAGCAAAAUCAAUCCAGUACAUUAUCUAACUGGUCUGCAAAACCCAACUUUCCUAUGAGUACUAUGAGUACUGGGGCUGGGAAUAUUGGCAAUAAUGUAAAUCCAAACAUCCCAAAUGCCAACUUGAACAUGAAUAUGGGUAUGGGCAUGAAUAAUCCCAACAAAGGUGUUUGGCAGAAUGCACCUCAACAACCACAGCAACCUAAUAGAAAUCAAAAUUGGCUGCCUCCAGGUAAUUGGCAAGGUGCAGCUGUAAAUCCAGGAAAUUCUGGUGGACAAGGAGUUGGAAUGGGAGGAAUGAUGAUAGGAAAUACACUAGCUAAUUGGCAACCAUCUCAACAAAGUUUUGCUAAUUUCUCUGCAAGACCAUUUAACAAUAAUCCGUUUAUGAAUAAUAGACGUUAAUAAAUAACGUCGAUCCAUUAUAGUUUAAAACUGUAUUAAAAAAUUUUACCAGGUAGAAAAAUGAUUAAGAACCUUAAUAUAAUCAUUUUACUUCGUAAUUUUCCACGAGUUUACAUAAUGAUUGGCAUAAAUGUAAACUUUAAUAUACGUUGAUUAAUUUUUUCUUUUUUCAUAAUUUGUAUGGCCAUCGUGAAUUUUCUGUAAUUUUAAAGAUACAUUGCAAAGCUAUAUAUAAAUAUUGUAUUACUAUGUAUUUUUCAAAAUGGUUUAUGUAAUUCUAUAUUAAAAUAUAUUAUACAAAAAUAAGAACAAAUUGAAACAUUAAUUCUUUAUAAUUAUAACAAAAGGCAUUUUAAAUUUAUUGUUUGUAAAUUAUGAGGAUUAAUAUAGUUUUGUUUUAUCGAAUAAGUUAUACAUCAGUCAUGAAACCACAACUUGAUCGAUCGCAGCCACAAUGGUAACCAGCGUUAUUCCUGUACCUUUACCGUCGAUAAAGAAGAAUGUGUUCUACACCGAGUACGUAACAUGUGAAGGAUUUGAUUGAAAUAAAUAAAUAAAACAUUUUACAACAGUA
Messenger RNA from Nasonia vitripennis (jewel wasp), 5703 nucleotides. RefSeq lists its product as uncharacterized. The transcript has 11 exons. The record is from RefSeq and is a predicted model, not a curated record. Bases 279 to 5129 code for a protein of 1616 amino acids. Lineage: Eukaryota; Metazoa; Arthropoda; Insecta; Hymenoptera; Pteromalidae.